Molecule: messenger RNA, 4280 nt
Organism: Gambusia affinis (western mosquitofish)
Lineage: Eukaryota; Metazoa; Chordata; Actinopteri; Cyprinodontiformes; Poeciliidae
Product: NXPE family member 3-like
Exons: 8
Coding region: 344-2113 (589 amino acids)
Source: RefSeq, a predicted model, not a curated record
GUUACGUCUUCGUCACGUCCUUGUUCUGAUGUUUGUCUGAGGUUCCCUGAGUUUGCGGUCAGUCCUCUGGAAUUCCCUGUUGCUACCUGUAAUGAGCAUUAGCCUCCGCUCAGCAGUGCUGCCAGGUUCUUGGACUGUUUUCUGGAUAUUUGUUCACUAUUAAAACUCAUCCUCUACACCUCAUCUGGGUCUGCUGCUUUUGCCUCACCGCCACCAACACCACUUUAUGACAAGAUGGUAGACAUUAUUGCUUUUCAGAUAAGGAAGGAGGGCGGGUAAAAUUAACAAACGUCUGGUUCGUUCAUUUUAUAACUACGAGGACGAGCAGAGACGUGUGCCGACGAUGCAGAAAAACACGAAGAGCCAGAUCGAGUCGUCACUCCUACUGGGAGGCCAAGCUUUAAGAAAACGUUUUCUUCUGAAGAUCGGAUGGAUCUUUCUGCUGUUGGUUUUUGUUGUCUUAUGGGUCAUGUUUAGCAAUCCCAACAUCGCUGAUCACUUCGCCGGUAAAUUAGCGGAGAAGAAAGUCCCCACCACUGAGGCUCUGAUUCCCACCACCAGAACUCUGAAACGUCCCAUUGAGCCUCCUAAGCAGACCAGUUUCUGCUCCUUCCACUCUGUGUUACCUGAAGAUGUUCUCGAGUUGGAAUUUUUAAAGAACCACAUCACCUGGCCUGAAACACCGUCUGUCCCAGCCAACUUCUAUCUGCAGGACACCAGUCAUCCCGCUCACAGCACUUUCACCAUUCUUCCACGUGACGGAGGGGGGAGUUGGCAUGUUGGCGACCAGCUGAAGGUUUUGAUAAAAAUAAAUGACUUUCUUGGUCGCCCCAAGAAAUCUGGUGGCGAUGUCUUAUUUGGUCGACUGCACGACCCAACUGUCCACGCAGGCGUGGUGGGGAAAGUCUUUGAUCAUCGCAACGGUUCCUACACGGCUGUAUUCUCUUUACUUUGGGAAGGAAGCGCGCAGGUUGAGGUGACCCUGGUCCAUUCCAGUGAGGCAGUCACAGUCCUAGAGAGAGUCAACAUGGAAAAGCCUGGCAGAAUUUUUUUCGAAAGCAUCUUCCGCUCAGGCUCAGUCACCGAGGCUACCAAUUGUAACGUGUGCCUCAAGGAACCCCCGGAGCAGCUGUGCAACUUCACGGACACUCACACUGGUGAGCCCUGGUUCUGCUACAAGCCAAAGACGCUCAAAUGUGAACACAGGGUCAUCCACGCUUUCAAAGGUUUUGUGCCACAACCAACAGGAAACGAGGCCAAGCUCUUUCAAAGUGGUGUCAACUUGAAAGUCUCCAUUCCAUCUUUAGGAUCCUCCAACAUCACCAUUUUACCAAAACUAAAAGUUCCCAAUAAAACAGUCCCUGAUAAUGUGUCAGGAGAAGCCACGAGAGCUAGUCCUGUUGGUUAUUACUACCAGGGUGCAUGGCGACCACUAGAUGGCACCACAGUUCAUCAGUUUAACGACGCCACUGCAAUCAGCCAGUGUCUGAAAGGGAAGGUUCUCCAUCUUUAUGGAGACUCCACCGUCAGGCAGUGGUUUGAAUUCUUAAUAGCUAAAGUUCCAGAUCUCAAGAAGUUUGACCUGAAAACCCCCCCACAAACCGGGCCCCUUAUGGCCUUGGAUUAUAAAAACAACAUUUUAUUGACGUUCCGCUGCCACGGCCCCCCCCUCCGUGCUUUUCCAUUGCCGGUCAGCCAGUUCCAUUUUGUUGCCAACGAACUGGACAACGUGGUUGGAGGCACAAACACUGUUGUAAUUUUUGGCGUCUGGGCACACUUUGGCGUUUACCCUGUGGAGGUCUACAUCCGACGUCUGCUGAGCAUAAGGAGGGCAGUGGUGCGGUUGUUGACCAGAGCUCCAGAUACUCUGGUUGUCAUCAGGACUGGUAAUCCCAAACGGCUGACGCUACGUGAGUCUCUGACCACUGAUGAUUACUACGCGUUGCAACGAGACAAGAUACUCAGAGCAAUAUUCAAAAAAGUUAAUGUCCGACUGCUGGAUGCCUGGGAGAUGACUCAGGCUCACUACCUUCCACAUGACCUCCACCCACCACAACCCAUAAUUAAGAAUAUGUUAGAUGUUAUUUUGUCCCACAUAUGCCCCCAGAGGUGAAUUUUAAAGACACAUGGAAGAAGUAGAAGACUGUGGAUCUGUGUGGUCUGGUAACUAUUGGUGAUUGGUAACACAUACUUACCGUUUGAUGUUUUUGAUACAGACAAAUCCAGCUGUGCGGAAGAGGGGAAAAAUAUUAACAAAAAGAAGCAGAUGCAGGGUUUGUGUUUUAUGGGAAAUGUAAGGACACUUUAUGGCGUAUCAAAGCUUUCAUUCCACAAAAUAUUCAAUAAAAGAACAUAACCAUAACCCCAUCUAAUCUCCCAACAUCCAAUUUGAUCUCAAAUGUCUUUUCUCAGGCCUGCUGCCUCUAAGAGUUUUUCACAACUGAAUGGAUUUUGAUGUAAAUCAGUGUAGCGCUCUGCAUUAAUAUGCUCGCUAUGCUAGCUUAGAUCUUGUCAGUUGUGUUCUGUGUGUGGUGCUUUUCAAGAAAUUACUCAAAUUACAUGAUCACAGAGCAACACAUUUCUGGAGGUAACACUGACAUAAACAUUUGAUAUAUAAAUUACUCAAAAAAAAAAAAUGAGUCAAAAUAAUAUAGUGAGUUGUGCAGCUAACGUUAUAUUAACAAUAAAGGCAUUUAUAUCUGUUUAUUUUUUGCAUGCUAAUUUAAAAAAAACCAUUAAAUUACCUAGUUAUUAGUGUAAUCUGCACUUAGCACUGGUAACAUUAUUUCCAUUACUACAAUAGAAUGAUUCUCUCUGAGUAUUAUGUGUACAGGUCUAAUACUGUGUUUUUAGCCUGCAUUGCAGAGUCAGUGCAUCCAAGCUGCUAUAAUCAAAUUUCUACAUUAAUACAGUUGUAUGAAUGAUUUGUUCUUAAUUGAUAUGACAUUUCUCUUGAAUGACUGUAAAAACAAGUUUUCCAGCUUUUUAACAGAAAACUAAAUUAGCUAAAUAACCCUGUUCCUUUUUCUUGUUAAUAUUGUAUUAUAUUUUCAAUGUAUAGGCUUGAAAAAUGUACCAAAACUAAUGGAUGAUUUGAAACAAAAAUUUGACAUUCCAACUAAACAUUUUUUUAAGUUUUUGCAAAUCAGAAGUUUUGUCAUGGGUACUCAAAAAUCUCUAACAUUGCCUACUCUUACUUCUAUAGAAGAAUUGGCAACAAAUGACCAUUUGAAGAAGGGCCUAAUAUCCCGCUUUUAUAACAUCAUCAAAGACAGCUCCCAGACAUCCUCAGAGCACAAACGACUGGCUUGGUGUGAAGACUUGAAAUGUAACAUAUCAGUAGAAGAAUGGCAGAGGGCCUGUCUAAAGGCACAGACACAAUCUAUUAAUACUCAAUUUAAAUUAAUCCAAUACAAGUGGUUGAUGAGAACAUAUGUUACUCCAAUAUUACUAAAUAAAUUUAAUUCCAACAUCCCGGAUACAUGUGCUAAAUGUGGAGAUAAAGGCAGUUUGAUUCACUGCCUUUGGGAAUGUCCUGAGAUUCAGAAAUUUUGGAAGGAGGUUUUGGAUAAAAUUUCACUUAUCAUUGGUAUUGAUCUCAAUCUCUGUCCUAGGUUGUGUGUCUUAGGAAUUUUUCCUGCUCAAACUCAAAUAAGCAAGGUCGAUCAAAAGUCCAUAAUUUAUUGUUUGGUGCAGGCUAAAUAUAGUAUAGCCAGGUCCUGGAAAUCUGUAACCAGACCCCAGCUAAAAACUUGGAUGUCUACAUUAUCAAGCUCUCUUGCCUUGGAGAAACUCACCUUUAUGAUUAAAGGUAAAUACUAUGUGUUCCAAAAGAUAUGGGAAAAGUUUUUGCUAUUCUUGGAAAAUUUAAAUACUCAUAAUGAGGAUUGACUGAAUGUACUCUGGCUAAUUUUGAUUAUGUUUAUUAUUCUUAUAAUGACUGUAAAUCUGUUAUCUUCAUGUUAAUUCCAAAUGUAUGAAACUUAAACACUGACGUCGGGAUGCCUAGAACCAGGGAGGACGUUGCCUUCACCUCAUUCCUAGCCUGUGGACUGUGAUUAAAUCUCUUGGACUAAGUCUCUACAUACUCCCCUGAGAUAUCAAUCUUAAAAUAUUUUGUCUCACUGUAAUCAACUAAUGCUGGUCACCUUGAAUGUUUAAAUUGUUAAUGUGUUUUCUUUUCUUUUAGUUUUGUUAAGUGUUUUGUACACUUGUGAAUUAUUUGUCUGUAUGUCUCUUUGAAUUGUAAAAGACAAUAAACAGAUUUUUAAAAAAAAAAA